Messenger RNA from Laetiporus sulphureus 93-53, 941 nucleotides. RefSeq lists its product as uncharacterized. The transcript is spliced from 4 exons. The record is from RefSeq and is a predicted model, not a curated record. Lineage: Eukaryota; Fungi; Basidiomycota; Agaricomycetes; Polyporales; Laetiporaceae. The coding region runs from base 157 to 852 and encodes 231 amino acids.
CAGUUCUGACACUGAAGUGUGGUGCGAUGCUUCCAAGCUGGUCGAUGCGAUCAAGCGGUAUAUAGAGCACACGACAACGUUGGCACCCGGAUUCUCCACCCGUCUAGUCAAUUGUUUUCUCAACUCCAAAGUACCACCCUCCGCCCUUAGCGGAUUAUGCAGUUUAUCCCUCCUCACAGUAUUCAAGCAGCAGUGGGAGGCGUCUCCUGCAGGACCAUGGACAUGCUCACUGACAAUCUGGCUGGGGUCGAUCCAGAUGAACAGAUGCACAUUGUCCGACUUGUGUUCCACCUACUCGACUACAUGCCUGACUCUGUGGAGCCCAUCUACCACCGUUUCUUCAUGGCACUAGAAAACCCAGCAAUAUCACCACCUGCUCGUCUGUUAUUGCUGAGGUUAAUGGCUGUAGCUGGCGGCAGGUUCUCCUUCGAGCCCGGCGAGCUAGACUGGUGCUCAGUGAUAUCAGAGUCAUUUUACGACUGCAUCACGCAAGCGCAAGACCUUCACCUAUGUUCCUGGUUGGUACGGUCACUCGCAGACCUGUCUUUACGUGUGUCUCUACAAGAAACCACCCAACGGCGCAUCCAAGAAGUGUGCUCUGACUUGCGAAGAUACUUAGAGGGGACCACCCAGCUUCUUUACAAACCACCGGAAAUAAAGGAAUAUUAUUGGUGCCAGUGGUCCUAUUAUACAGGAUUCCAGCACAGUGGGUCAUCUAUGACACGACAUUCACCGGAACGUACAUUGGUAAUGGCAAGGGGAGCACUGGAAGACUUGAUUCGCUUUUUCCAGCAGAACGAAACCCAGGAGACAGACAUGCGUCCCCGGUCCAGCACCAUUCGAUCGCUAUGAUUUACGGGCGGCAGAGCUGGGGCAGCACAGGAUUGCGAGCUUUUCCAAUGAUGGAAUAUGUGUCCUGAUAGAAUUCACAUAACUUAUCC